Molecule: messenger RNA, 2443 nt
Organism: Odocoileus virginianus texanus
Lineage: Eukaryota; Metazoa; Chordata; Mammalia; Artiodactyla; Cervidae
Gene: RIC8A
Product: RIC8 guanine nucleotide exchange factor A
Biological process (GO): G protein-coupled receptor signaling pathway
Cellular component (GO): cytoplasm; plasma membrane
Molecular function (GO): G-protein alpha-subunit binding; guanyl-nucleotide exchange factor activity
Source: RefSeq, a predicted model, not a curated record
CACGCCCCGUCCCGGCCUCCCCCGCGCGCCGAGCCUGGGAGGGGCGAGCAGACGCUGGCCCGGAAUCGCGAAGCCAGGAGCCUGUGGCUGUCCUGCCAUCGGGUCCUGGAGGUGCCAUGGAGCCCCGGGCAGUUGCGGAUGCCGUGGAGACGGGGGAGGAGGACGUAGUUAUGGAGGCUUUGCGCGCGUACAACCGGGAGAACUCCCAGAGUUUCACGUUUGAUGAUGCGCAACAGGAGGAUAGGAAGAGACUGGCGAAGCUGCUUGUCUCAGUCCUGGAGCAGGGCCUGCCACCCUCCCGCCGCGUCAUCUGGCUGCAGAGCAUCCGCAUCCUGUCCAGGGACCGCAGCUGCCUGGACUCCUUCACCAGUCGCCGGAGUCUGCAGGCUCUUGCCUGCUAUGCUGGCAUCUCCGCCUCCCAGGGGUCGGUCCCUGAGCCGCUGAACAUGGAUGUUGUACUUGAGUCCCUUAAGUGCCUGUGCAAUCUCGUGUUAAGCAGCCCCGUGGCACAGGUGCUGGCAGCAGAGGCGGGGCUAGUGGUGAGGCUUGCAGAGCGCGUAGGACUGUACCGCCAGAGCAGCUUCCCGCACGACGUCCAGUUCUUUGAUUUGCGUCUGCUCUUCUUGCUAACUGCACUCCGCACCGACGUGCGCCAGCAGCUGUUUCAGGAGCUGCAGGGAGUGCGCCUGCUGACCAGGGCGCUGGAGCUGACGUUGGGAAUGACUGAGGGCGAGAGGCGCCCUGAGCUCCUGCCUCCCCAGGAGACUGAGCGAGCCAUGGAAAUCCUCAAAGUGCUCUUUAACAUCACCUUCGACUCCAUCAAGAGGGAGGUGGAUGAGGAAGACACUGCCCUAUAUCGGCACUUGGGGACCCUUCUGCGGCACUGUGUGAUGGUUACUGCUGCUGGAGACCACACAGAGGAGUUCCAUGGCCACGCAGUGAACCUCCUGGGGAACUUGCCUCUCAAGUGUCUGGAUGUUCUUCUCACUCUGGAGCCACACGAAGGUUCCUUGGAGUUCCUAGGAGUGAACAUGGAUGUGAUUCGUGUCCUCCUCAGCUUCAUGGAGAAGCGUCUUCAUCAGACACACAGGCUGAAGGAAAGCGUGGCCCCCGUGCUGAGCGUGCUGACAGAGUGUGCCCGCAUGCACCGCCCCGCCAGGAAGUUCCUGAAGGCCCAGGUGCUGCCCCCGCUGCGGGACGUGAGGACCCGGCCUGAGGUGGGGGAGCUGUUACGGAACAAACUGGUUCGCCUCAUGACGCACCUGGACACUGACGUGAAGAGGGUGGCGGCCGAGUUCCUGUUUGUGCUGUGCUCUGAGAGUGUGCCCCGCUUCAUCAAGUACACAGGCUAUGGAAAUGCCGCCGGCCUCCUGGCUGCUAGGGGCCUCAUGGCAGGGGGCCGGCCUGAGGGCCAGUACUCAGAGGACGAGGACACAGACACGGACGAGUACAAGGAAGCCAAGGCCAGCAUAAACCCAGUAACUGGAAGGGUAGAGGAAAAGCCACCCAACCCCAUGGAAGGCAUGACAGAGGAGCAGAAGGAGCAUGAGGCCAUGAAGCUGGUGAACAUGUUUGACAAGCUUUCCAGGCACAGGGUCAUCCAGCCCAUGGGGAUGAGUCCCCGGGGUCAGCUCACAUCCCUGCAGGAUGCCAUGUGUGAGACCAUGGAGGGGCAACUUUCCUCGGACCCUGACUCGGACCCUGACUGAAAAUGGCCGCUCUUCUGCUCCCCUUCAGAACCGGUGCUGCUUCCAGAGGUGUCCUUGGGGCCAGGACGUGGGGAAGCUACGCCCCUCCCUCCAGCUUGGAGGUCCCUUUCUCUUUACUUCCAAAGUUCUAUUCAUGAUUUGCCUUUGGUCCAUUUUCUUCUCUCUAGGACUGUGAGGCUCUCAUCCUGCUAGAACUCUGGGAACCCAGUCUUUGUUUCUGUAAAUCAAGUGGUUUCUUUUGUGUGUGCCUGAGGGCAGGGCUUAACUGAAGGCAAAACUGUACAUGCGUUUGGGAGGGUAGGACUGAGCGUGGGAACAGGCAGACAGCACGAGCACAGCUGGCACACUGGCCCAGACUGGUGUUGGGCAGGUACCGCAUUUCACAGGGCGAAAAACCUGCUGGAACUUAUAUGCUAAUUCCAGAAACACACUUCUGAUCUGCUGUUUUUGUCCCCACUGAGUGCAGAGCUGGUAGCCUCUUGUAUUUUCGGUCCUGGCUCAGUGCCCAAGUUAUCAGUGGCUCUGAUAAUCUCAAUCCUUCCUGCUGGCUUAGAUCAUUAAAUAUAUGAAGGAAAAUGUCUCUCCUGAAACCGUAAGUCUAGAUUUCGGUUGUGCACCACAGAGCUUCAUGAAAACAUCUUUUUGAAAUAGAGUUCCAGGCAAGAAUGUGUGCGCACGCAUGCGUGUGUGUGAAUGUCUGUGCAGAAUAUCAAGUAAAGGCUUGUUAAGUAGAA